UUCUUCCUCCCGGAAACAACCACCAUCUUCGUCCUCUUUUUCCCUUCCUGAUCAGCCACCGAAACAACCAGCACCAUUCUUCUUCUUCCCCCUUAAAGAAAACUUAAUAAUUUUAUUCAACUCACUUAACAUUUCUUCUUUGUCUCUAUGUUUCGUCCUAUGAAUUAGCUUGAAUCAGUAAAAGAAUUUCCGUUUCAUGUAUCAAUAAUUCUUUGAAAACCCAUUUAAUAUUUCACCGAACCAUUAGCUUUGAUUGUACCGAAGAAGAGGAGAAAGAUGAUUCAAACACCAGGAAGAAAAUAAGGAUUUGAGUUGAAAUUAGGGUUCAUCAUCAAUUGGGGAUUUUGGUAAUAACGUGUUUGAAGUCAAAAGAAGGAUUGAUUUGUUAUGUGAAGAUGAUGAAAUCAUCUCUGGAUUGAUUGAGGAUGAACAUGAAAGAUACAAGCUUCGGUCAUGAGCGUCGGUUAAGUAAAAUAUGAAGAUGAACACAGAAAGAUGAACUCAGGGAAGGGUAUUAUUGUAAACUCAUUUAUAACUUUUUUUUUUCUUUUUUUGUAUUUUCCUAACAGAAGUCAAUAUAUAACCAAAUCAACAUAGGUCAACGUCAAAAACAAGUACCAAACACAAAUAAACGCAAUGGUUCGCCACUCCGACAACCCAGAGAUGUAUCAGGAGGAGGUCCGCAGGUAUGAGCAGGCAAAACUGGGUAGGGUUGUAAAUUAUGCAACUGCCAAGAGGCUGGCUAUUCCUGAUGGACCAGCCCCAGCAAUUACCACUUCUCCAGUGGACACUUUUGAAUCAACUUCUAUUCUCAGUUCAACUUCUAUUCUCAGUUCUAUUAAGGGUUAAAAAUUCCCUUUGUUUUUACAUUACCGUGUUUUCCUAAUUCUAGCAAUUCUUAACGGCUAUUUUUUGGUUUCCUUUUCUCGGCAUAUCAGCUUCUAUAUAAGGUAGCUGCGCCAUGUACUACUCCAUACUUGUAUUUGCUGGUAAACGCUCUGUUCUGUUCUGUUCUGAAUUAAGGAGAUGAUGAUGAAUCAAGUGAUGAUGAUAGAGAUGAAGACACAGAGAAAAGGAGGUGAUGGUCGUAAGAGGAUUAAGAUUGAAAAAAUAAAAGACAAAUCAAGAUUACAAGUUACAUUCUCCAAAAGACGAAAGGGUUUGUUCAAGAAGGCGACUGAAUUAUCUGUUUUAACUGGUGCACAAGUUGCACUGAUUGCUUUCUCUCCUGCCGGAAAACCAUAUGUUUGUGGGAAUCCUGAUCUCCUAGUCGAUCGAUUUGUUAAUGGUGAACCGUCUGAAGUUCAUCAGAAAGAUCAUGACGAUCCCGAACAGAGGAGGUAUAUGGAAGUUGAGAAAGAAUUAGAAGCUGAAAAGAAAAGAGGGGUUUUCUUGGAAUCAUUGAUAAAUUGUGAUUUGGGGUCUGGUAAUGAUAAAUCUUGGUGGGAUACAUAUGUUGAUGGAUUGAGUUUGGAUGAAUUAAAACAGAUGAGAAGUGAUAUGGAACAACUCCAGAAGUGCGUCGCACAGAGAUCUAAUGACUUAAAGAUGAACAGUAACACAGCUUCUUCUUCGUCUUCUUCAUACGAAGAAAAGUCACUUGCGUUGAUGAAAUUACCGGCUGGUAAUGAUGACAUUAUUGAUGAUGAUUAUCUGAAUGAAGAGAUGGUGAAUGAGUUAGUCUUUGAUUUUGAUUCUCAAGAGUAUGAUUUUGGGACUACAACUUCAACUGAUCAAGAAAUCACCGCCGAUAUGUUUUCUGAUGACUACUGCUACUAGUACUGAUUAUAUUUUGUUUCUAAGGCUCCAUUCCAUUGUUUUUAAGUUUAUGACCAAUGUGUAGUGAUGGAUUUAUUUUUGAGGAAUUGUAUGUGUUCACUUAUCUUAUUGAAUUCAAUUAAUCCAUUUGAUUA
Messenger RNA from Papaver somniferum (opium poppy), 1913 nucleotides. RefSeq names its product agamous-like MADS-box protein AGL62. Lineage: Eukaryota; Viridiplantae; Streptophyta; Magnoliopsida; Ranunculales; Papaveraceae. The transcript has 2 exons. Gene Ontology annotation, molecular function: DNA-binding transcription factor activity, RNA polymerase II-specific; protein dimerization activity; RNA polymerase II cis-regulatory region sequence-specific DNA binding. The coding region runs from base 1027 to 1779 and encodes 250 amino acids. Gene Ontology annotation, biological process: regulation of transcription by RNA polymerase II. The record is from RefSeq and is a predicted model, not a curated record.